Suillus discolor is the source of this 1229-nucleotide messenger RNA. RefSeq lists its product as uncharacterized. The record is from RefSeq and is a predicted model, not a curated record. Lineage: Eukaryota; Fungi; Basidiomycota; Agaricomycetes; Boletales; Suillaceae. The transcript has 6 exons. The coding region runs from base 289 to 1056 and encodes 255 amino acids.
CGAUGAUGUAGUGUAUCGCUGGUUGCUGUUGCUCUGUGAAUAUCAAAGUAUUAUUUGCACAUGCAAAAAUACGGUGUUUGGGGUCUGCACACUGCACGUGACCAAAAACGCUGAUCAAAACGGCUUUCCAUAGAUCCGAUCACUGUUCUGUAAACCCUCUCAAACCCCGGCCUCCCUCACCCCCUCCCUAGGGGGUGCCCCACUCCACUGUCUGGGCACUGGACGGAUAAAUAGCUCGGGCUUACGCAGGUCCUGUGGCUUUUGCUUUCGACUUCGCUAUAAGACAUCAUGUCGGACGCUGUCUCCAUCAGAACCACACGCAGUGCACCUCCAAGUUACAGUGUUGCACUUCAACAUUCAACACAUGAAGAAGAAGAACCCCCAAGAGUUGUACCGGAAGGACCAAGGCUGGUGGUGUUAGCGCCCCAGGUCAAUUCAUCGACUGAUACCCUCGUUGGAGCCACCGCAAGAGACCAUUCAGCUAACGUAGAAGCAAGAGGUCCAUUCACAUUUUCACCCUUUGGUCCAAACGCUAUGCUGCUUUUGCCUCAUGCGCUCUCUUCAAAUUCACGUCCUCUGUAUCACAUAUCUAUCUCGAACGACUGCUUCAGACCUCAGAUAUACACCACAACUAUUCGCAGAGGAACGGAGCAAGGCCAGAUUAUCGCAGAAAUUCAACGGUCCAUAUUACGCGAUGAUGGAUAUCGCGGGACUGUUGAAUACAUAGAGCCAAGGCGGCAUAAGAUAGCUUAUCUUGACGAUGUACAUUCUAAACAGUCCGCAGACCACGAAAAGAUGCGAUUUGAGUGGCGUUUUAAUAAGGACAUGCGUCUCAUGUGGCAAACAAAUUGCGCGGAAAAAAAAGUGAUAUCCGUUCAGUGUACUAAGUUUGGAACGUUGAAGAAUCCUCCGAUUCUUGCUACUUUCAUUCCGACCAAAAAGAAGGGGGAGCUUCAGACAUUGGACAUCACUUCGGAGGGACGACCUUACAUGGACGAUAUCAUAGUCUCGUGCCUCGUAACAGAGGGGAGAAGAACUACCAUGUAUGAUAGGUGAACUCAGAGAUACUAUACAUACACGGCUGGAUAUAUAUACCGAGCACGCAUGUCCGCCGGUAUGGGUGAGCUGUGUCCUGCAGAUACCUUGCUAUACAUACACUGACGGACAUAUUCUACACGCAUCUGAUAAUCAAGUGAAUUUAGGCCAUGAGAGCAAUAUGUUUGAGUUCA